AUGGACAAGUACAAGAAGCCCCCGCAGGCCCCGCCCACCUUCAUCGGCACCAAGGAGAAUAUCGUCUCAGACACCAAGGCGUUGUGCGACAAGACGCGCAGCCUCUUGGACGACCUCGUGGCCAAGAUCCCGGCCGACGACUCCUCCAAGACCACUUUCCAGGACGUCUUGCGGCCCCAGAUCUAUGACGAGAACGACUCUGCUUUGACAGCUCGCAUCCUAGGGUUCUAUCAAUAUGUUUCAAGCAACUCUGAGCUGCGUGAUGCCUCUACGGAGGCUGAGAGCAUCAUGGACGAGUUCGCCAUCGAGAUGGCCACCAGGGAGGAUGUCUUCAAGAUUGUGGACGCUGUCUACCAGAAGAGGGACAGUCUUGGUCUAGAUACAGAGGACAAGAAAUUUCUAGAGAAGGAGAGGAAGAACUACAUAUCAAACGGACUGGGGCUUCCUGCUGGGCCACAGAGGGAGCGCUUCAAGGAAAUCAAGAAGAGGCUCAGCCAGAUCCAGAUCGAGUUCACGAAAGCUUUGAACGAGGAGAAUGGCGCAAUCUACUUCACACCGGAAGAACUUGACGGAGUUCCGACUGACCUCACCGAGAGCUGGGAGAAGGGAACGGGAGAGAACGAGGGCAAGCUCCGUGUCUCCUUCAAAUACCCCGAUCUGUUCCCAACUUUGAAGUUUGCCAAGAAUUCCGAGACCCGCCGAAAGCUCUUCAUCGCGAACGAGAACAAGUGCAACAAGAACAUGCCCCUGUUCAAGGAGGCCAUCCUUCUUCGUGACGAGGCUGCGCGCAUGCUCGGGUUCCCAGAUCAUGCCUCCUUCAGGAUCGAGGAUAAGAUGGCCAAGACCACCAAGACCGUCAAUGACUUCCUGGGAGACCUCCGUGUCAAGCUUGCACCUGGUGGCAAGAAGGAGACGGAGCAUCUUAAGGCGAUCAAGAAGGCUGAUGUCGAGUCCCGCGGAGAAAAGUUCGACGGCAGCUACUACUUGUGGGACCACCGCUUUUACGAUCGUCUGAUGAUCGAACAGGAGUACUCUAUCGACGAGAACAAGAUCUCCGAGUACUUUCCCUUGUCCAAGACGGUGGCUGGCAUGUUGAACAUAUUUGAAAAGCUGUUUGGUUUUGUCUUUGUCGAACUUUCUCCCGAGGACAAGGCGGCGAUCAGCCCGACCGGGAAGGCAGAGGAUAUCUCCUGGCACGAGGAUGUGAUCGUGUUCUCAGUGUGGGAUGAUGAAGGUGAAGGCGGCGGAUUCGUUGGGUACCUGUACCUUGACCUUCACCCUCGAACUGGAAAAUACUCUCAUGCGGCCAACUUUAACCUGUCUCCUGGUUUCUUGCAGGCCGACGGUAAACGGCGUUACCCCGCAACUGCAUUGGUUUGUAACUUCAGCAAGCCGACGCCCAAGAAACCUAGUCUGCUCAAGCACGACGAGGUGGUGACGCUCUUCCACGAGUUGGGACAUGGCAUCCACGACUUGGCUGGCCGUACAAAGACUUCAAGGUUCCACGGAACCUCGACAGUGCGAGAUUUCGUCGAGGCUCCUUCGCAAAUGCUUGAGAACUGGUGCUGGACCCCUAGCCAGAUAAAGGGGCUGUCGAGCCACUAUGAGACGGGAGACCAGAUCCCAGAUGAACUCGUCGAAAAGCUUGUUUCGACGAAGCACGUGAACGGUGCGCUCUUCAACUUGCGCCAGUUGCAUUUUGGCAUCUUUGAUAUGACUGUCCACACGCCCAAGAGUCAUGAGGAGGUAGAGAAGCUGGAUGCUAGUGCGGUCUACAAUGAUCUUCGGGCUGAGAUUGCUGGCCUGCAAGGCCCGGAGUCUCUAGGCCAGGGAAGCAACUGGGGCAACGGACCAGCGACUUUCGGUCAUCUUAUUGGCGGCUACGAUGCUGGCUACUACGGUUACUUGUCCUCUCAGGUCUACUCUACCGACAUGUUCUACACCGCAUUCAAGGCAGAGCCCUUGAAUGGAAAGGAGGGCCGAAGAUACAGGCACACUGUUCUCGAGAGGGGCGGAAGUCAGGAAGAGAUGGUCACUUUGGAACAGUUCCUUGGCCGAAAGCCUGAGAACGAUGCCUUCUACAAGGACCUUGGCCUUGCCAGCUGA
This is a messenger RNA of Diaporthe citri, 2106 nucleotides long. RefSeq lists its product as uncharacterized. Lineage: Eukaryota; Fungi; Ascomycota; Sordariomycetes; Diaporthales; Diaporthaceae. Bases 1 to 2106 code for a protein of 701 amino acids. Gene Ontology annotation, biological process: peptide metabolic process; proteolysis. The transcript has 2 exons. Gene Ontology annotation, cellular component: mitochondrial intermembrane space. Gene Ontology annotation, molecular function: metalloendopeptidase activity. The record is from RefSeq and is a predicted model, not a curated record.